CAGACAACAACUGAACUUACUGAAAACAGCUUACAGGCAAACAAAACAGAGAAAUAAAGCGAAAUAGCCUAAUACAGCUACGCGGCAAAACGUAGUGUAUGAAUGGAAGCUCUUCUAAAACGAUGAGCAAAUACGCUGAGUGUUGACAACGCCAUGGAUGAUCGAUGUCAGCAUGUGAUUGAGGAUUUAUUCAGUGGUCAAUGGACACUCUGCACCUGUUUGCAUCUGGAAAAGGCUCUAGCCGCUGGGGAAGCCUUGCUGGACCUGGCCGUUAAGUUUCAGCACAAGUGCCAACGACGGCAUCAGCACAGCUGACGUAUUCAUAAAGCAGAGCAAAGCGAAGAUCUCACGCGAUGUCCUCGGCGGUGUUAGAUAAAUUGCUCAGAGGUCGUCUCUUUCAUGCCAGACAGUACCUCAUGAAGCAUAAAUCCACGAUCACAAUGGCACCCACUGAAAACUGUGAUGUUCUUAUGACAUUCCCAGACACCACAGAUGACCAUACACUGUUAUGGUUACUUAACCAAAUCCGGUUGGGAAUUCCACAAAUCAGAAUCCAGAUCCGACAGCAUAAAUACACGCAUACCUAUGCAUUCUUCAUUACCUCAACCUUUGAAAACUUGUUGCGUGGAGCCGAACAGAUGGGGAUGCAAAAGGCAGUGAAGCCACGCUACGGAGGCGGCACUCGCAGGUUUUCAUGUGAGGAGGAUGACAUCUAUGAAAACAUCGAGAGUGAGCUGUGUUUCUUCACAUCACAGGAGCGUCAGAGUAUUAUCAAAUAUUUGUUGGAUAAUCUGCGGGCAAAACAUGGCGAGGCCCUUCAUAAUAUUCACUUCCUGGAGGGCCAACCAAUCAUACCAGAGCUUAUAACCAGGGGUGUGAUUCUUCAAAUGUUUCCUCUUCAUGAGCAGAGAAUCCUGAAUCAGCUGAUGACGUCCUGGGUUCAGGCAGUCUGUGAGAGGCAACCUCUAGAUGACGUGUGUGAUUAUUUUGGUGUGAAGAUUGGCAUGUACUUUGCUUGGCUGGGCUUUUACACCAGCUCUAUGCUGUAUCCAGCAGUGAUUGGCUUUCUGCUCUGGAUUUUUGCUGAGUCUGAUCAGACAAGUCAGGAUAUCUGCUGUGUGGUGUUUGCCCUUUUCAAUGUGGUGUGGGCAACACUGUUCCUGGAGAGAUGGAAGCGGCGGGAAGCAGAACUAGCAUAUAAGUGGGGAACGCUAGACACCCCAGGAGAGUCACUAGAGGAAGCCCGUCCACAGUUUCGGGGAAUUAAGCGUCGCAGUCCGGUGACAGGCUGUGAAGAGUUUUUCUACCCACCCUGGAAGAGGAGAAUGUUCCGCUGGUUGGUCAGCUUUCCCAUCUGCAUCCUCUGUCUUUGCUUCGUCUGCUUGGCCAUGUUUAUCUGCCUGGAACUUCAAGAAUUUGUCAUGGAAACAAAGGAGUUGCCAAGCAUAUGUAGAUUUAUUCCAAAAAUUCUUCUGGCUAUAACUGUUACUGUAUGUGAUGAAGUGUACAAGAAAAUAGCUCUCUGGCUCAAUGAUAUGGAAAAUUACAGACUUCAAAGCACUUAUGACAAUAAUCUUAUCCUCAAGACUGUUUUUUUUCAGUUCAUAAAUUCUUACCUCAGCCUUUUCUACAUCGGAUUUUAUCUCAAAGACAUGGAGCGGUUAAAAGAGAUGCUGGCAACGUUGUUGAUCUUCCGCCAAUUUCUACAAAAUAUCAAAGAAGUGUUGCAGCCGUAUCUCUAUGAGCACCAUAAAUUAGGUGCUCUGAGGACAUUAUGGGACUUAAUUCAAACCAUGCUCCUGAACUAUAGGCAUUUGAUAAUGCAAAGGAUACGACUGACUUGCCAAGCCAGUCUGGAUGUGAAUAAAAAUGGCACACCUCCAGAACAAUCGGAGAAGAGAGAGAGAAGGAGUUUAAUCGCCAGCUACAGAGUUCUCAAAACAGAGGAAGGGGAUGGUGAUGCUGGACUAAAGCAAAGGAAGGUCAGCUUCACCGAGAAGGUGGAAUACAAAGACAAGGUUGUGGAAGCACAGACCAGCCUACAGGACGAUGGCAGUCCUACCCUUGUGGAGGAAGGAACGGAUCCAUCCUUAAUAUUUGAUAUACGUGAUGAUGACGAUGAUGAUGACAGAGAAUUGGAUGAUUCUCUGAGUAAACCUCAAGGACCCCAGAGAAGAAAGACCAAAUCUGCUGGGGAAAACAACAGCUUGGAAAAGAAAAUGUCCUGGAUGGAUCCUCCAGAGGAGACUGAAUCUACUGUUUUGACCCAACCGGAGAUUGAAAGUUGCAUGCUAACUUACGAGGAUACUCUUCAAGAUUACCAGGAAAUGUUCAUACAGUUUGGCUACGUCGUGCUCUUCUCCUCUGCAUUUCCUCUGGCAGCCAUGUGUGCCCUGAUAAACAACAUUGUAGAAAUCCGAAGCGAUGCUUUAAAACUUUGCACAGGCCUCCAGAGACCCUUUGGGCAAAGGGUUGAAAACAUUGGACAAUGGCAGACCACAAUGGAGGCAAUGGGUCUGAUCGCAAUAAUUGUGAACUGUUACCUUAUUGCCCAGUGUGGACAGCUGCAACGACUCUUCCCCUGGUUGAGCCCUGAGAUGGCCAUCAUCUCUGUCAUAGUGCUAGAGCACUUUGCCAUUCUGCUCAAAUAUAUAAUUCAUGUUGCAAUUCCUGAUAUUCCAAACUGGGUGGCAGAUGAGAUGGCCAAACUUGAAUACCAGCGGAGAGAAGCUCUCAAGAAACAUGAACGGCUCGCUCAACAGCACCAGCAGCAGCAGAAACGGAGGAAGUCUGAAGAUGAAGAGGAGCAUCAGAAAAUGGCAGAGGAAUUGGCACGACAAGACAGUGAGCAAGACAAGUCCGAUCUGAAUGGAGGUGAGGACCAUCACCAUGAAAAAAGCCCAGGGGCCAAAUUCAGCUCUGGAGGAAAUAAACUCAAGAGACCCAGCUCCCUUUUAGGCAACAAUAAUGUAAUGAAACUUAAACAGAUAAUCCCACUUCAGGGUAAAUUCACCUCUACCACUUCUCCCACAAGCGGUGAGGCCAAACUUCCAGGUUUUCUAAAGUUCCUCAAAUCCCAAGAGUUAAAAAAGGAAGCCGCUGCAGCAGUUGCACAAGCAGCUACACAUGGGAGCCACGAGAAAACACAGUCUCCCAGCAAGUCCUUCAAUCCAGGCAAACUCUUCAACUUUGGGAAAGAAAAUCCAUGUACUGGUGCUGGUUCAGAACGGCAAGCGAAACCAGAAGAUGCCUCAAGGGCCACUAAUGCACAACACACAAAUAAUGACCAAAACCCUUCAUAAGAAGAGCUUCUAGCUGAGGUUGAAAAGAGUGAAAGCUCGGACUUUGGUAAUAUUCCUUCAAAAAAUCAGUGAAUGAGAUACUAUUCAGUUAAUAUAUAGCACUGAUUGUACUGCUUAACAUUUGCUUAAAUGUGAUAAAGCAACCAUGUAGUAAGUGGAACUGCAUGUCAAAAAUCAUUAUAUAGAUCUCCAUAUAGUUUACUCACUGAAAGUGGCAUGCUAAAUCACCUGCAUGAUAAAAUCAGUUUAGGUGGCAUGGGCAAGCAAGAAAGGACAUUUGAAUGAGCACUGUAAAUGUAUAGAAUUUCUAUUUUUCUACGCAUUAUUAUUUUUCUUAUAUGAAACAGUAAAUACGACAAUCUAAAAAUUAUGUGUUGUCCUUGCUGAUUUUGAUCUUAUUAGUGGGAACCCAUAAUGCAAUAAAAUGGAAUUACUGUGAAAAGAAAUGUAAAAAAUGCUAUAUCAGACACAAUAUUCACCAAGUUACUUCACAGCCUGUUUUUUUUACUUUUGUACUAUUAUCAUAAUGCAAAUUAAAUGCACAUACAAUUGCUUAUAAAAAUUAACUAUGCUAAAAUAAAAUGUGAUA
Messenger RNA from Sinocyclocheilus anshuiensis, 3891 nucleotides. RefSeq names its product anoctamin-8-like. Gene Ontology annotation, molecular function: chloride channel activity. Bases 354 to 3302 code for a protein of 982 amino acids. NCBI's taxonomy places the organism in Eukaryota, Metazoa, Chordata, Actinopteri, Cypriniformes, Cyprinidae. Gene Ontology annotation, cellular component: plasma membrane. The record is from RefSeq and is a predicted model, not a curated record. Gene Ontology annotation, biological process: chloride transmembrane transport. The transcript has 17 exons.